AUGGAACAAGUGUCUCUAUCGCGACCCUACGGUCCUUUCGAGUUAAUCGAUUGGGAACAUGAGUAUCAGUUGAAUUCGGACUUCCAGAAACGGCGACUUCAAUCGUCGAACCGAUUCCAACAAUUCAUAUACACAAACCAACGAUGGCUUUUACUCAUAGGAGCAUCAAUUAUCAUGGCAUUACUUACAAUUGCCAUAGACUAUUCGUCGAUGUUUCUACACGGUCUUCGAUCAGGUGUCUGUAAGUCAAAUGUGCUGACACCAGCCUAUGAAUGUGACGAUCUCGCUGAUUGGUCCACCUUCUUCUUGUUUUUCACAGAUAGCACCAUGCUGCGCAAAAUUAACGACUUCAUUGUCUACUUAACAAAUGUGUUGAUCUUGACUCUUUUCGGAUCCCUUUUAGCCACCAAACACAAGUACAUUGCUCGUGGAGGUAUACCGGAAGUCAAACUAUUUCUAUCUGGAGCAAAUAUACCUGGGUUUCUUCAGCCUAGUGCAAUUGCCUCCAAAGUAUUGAGUUUGGUUCUGAUUCUAUCUGGUGGAUUAUUCCUCGGUCUGGAGGGUCCGCUUGUUCAUAUAUCCAUGGGUGUUCUAGACUUCUUGAUUACCAAGUUCUCGCCUACCAAGAAUGAAGCCAUCAGAAGGGAAUUACUCUCGUCGACGGUUGCCAUUGGCAUUGGGCUCGCUUUCAAUGCACCAAUUGGAGGAGUCCUUUUUGCACUCGAGCAGAUCCAGUCCGCGUUUCCGGUCGAUAAGAUGAUGUGGAAUGCAUUUGUUUGCUCGACGGUGGGAGUAACCGUACUGCAGAAAUUGCACCCAUACAUGAAGAUGGACAUUGAUGAGAUGUUCACCGUCUCGUGGAAAAAUAACUGGUUGUCCUGGGAGACUGUGCCAUAUAUGUUCUUGGGAUUACUGUGUGGUGUACUCGGAGUGAUCUUUUCAAAACUCAACAUCUACUUUGCAACUUUCAGGAAAACACGCCUGGACAAUCCAAAAUUGAAAGUGGUGGAGGUGAUUGUGGUUUCAGUUCUUGGUGCAGUUGUUGGCUAUUUUUCCAAGUACUCCAUGUUUUCGCUUCCAAAGAUGCUGCAGCAGCUAUUUGACAAUUGUGCCGAUACGUCUGCCAAUCUGCUGUGUCCCAAGGAGUCAGAAAUCCCCUACGGUCUCUUUACGCUCUUACUGGCUGGAACAGUUCAGAGCUUCAUUCUCAGUUCUUAUACAUAUGGAUGCAACGUUCCCGGUGGACUUUUGCUACCAUGUUUGAUUAUAGGUGGAUCUGUUGGCCGUCUGGUUGGAUUGUUGCUACAGACUAUUCAAAAUGAAGUUGUGACAUCUGCAUUGCAUAUCCAAUGUCUCAACGAGAAAAAGUGUAUCUCUGUUGCAUCUUAUGCUGUUGUUGGAGCGGGUUCAUUUGCCGCUGCGGUUUUCAAGAUGAAUGUCACUAUGGUUGUGAUCCUCUUUGAGCUCACAGGAGCGGUGACAUAUAUGAUCCCGAUCAUGAUGGGAGUUUUCUGUGCCCGUUUUCUCAACGACAUGUUGAUUGACAUGAGCAUUUAUGAGCUCUGGCUGGAAAAUGCAGAGAUGCCGUACCUAGCACCGAACAUUGAGGACAGAUUGACCCAUCCUGAAUAUGCGAUUACCAACUGUGAUAUGCAGAUGCUCUCUAUCGAAGAAUUUGCAAGCCUGACUGAUGACGGUACAUUGACCCUGAACGAUAUAGAACGGCUACCGGAACAACAAGGAUAUCCUGUGGUAAGAAACGAUGACCUUGUUGGCUACAUUUCAAGCUUCAGUCUCCGGUCGGAAUUAGCGAAACUGAAAGCUGACAACAUUGUAUCGUUUGACUCUGUUGUAACGUUUGACCAUUCAAAAUAUGGUUGCCACAGUCUUCAGGCUCUUAUGGUUGAUUUGAGUCUUUUGCAGAUCGUGAACGGCGACACCAAGUUCCUGACUGCUUGUCAGAUGAUGGACCAAUUAUGGCUCGAAUGCGUUUUUGUUUGCUGGCAGGGCAGUCAUAAAUUGCGCGGUAUCAUUUAUCGAGACAAGGUUGAAAAUUGA
This is a messenger RNA of Ogataea philodendri, 2058 nucleotides long. RefSeq lists its product as uncharacterized. Gene Ontology annotation, cellular component: early endosome; Golgi apparatus; membrane. Lineage: Eukaryota; Fungi; Ascomycota; Pichiomycetes; Pichiales; Pichiaceae. The coding region runs from base 1 to 2058 and encodes 685 amino acids. Gene Ontology annotation, biological process: chloride transport; transmembrane transport. The record is from RefSeq and is a predicted model, not a curated record. The transcript has a single exon. Gene Ontology annotation, molecular function: voltage-gated chloride channel activity.